CCUUAAACCAGACAUUCUCCUUCCUUCCCUUUCUCAUUGGGCGCCCGACACAACGCGCACCGUCACAGCUAGACUCCAGAGCAGACGUGUAAUCCAUUUCGAGGAUUAUAAAAGAAGGAGCAGUUCCGCCUGUCACUGCAGUGUCGUUCCUUUCCUCUUGGACCCUAAUUACCUACAACCCGAUUGCCACCAUAGAAAUCUCCCCACCAGCGAUCUUUGACACCUCGCACGCGACUCCCGCAAAAUACCUUCUUCUGCCGCGGCGACGAUAAAGACGACAAAGGGCGAUCAUGGGCGAUCGUACACAGCGGCGGGACAACACGCCGACCACGUCGCAGACGAUGACGACGUCGACCCAGGCUAGCACGGACUCGGACUCGCGCACCGAGUCGCCGCGGAUCCUGCGCCUGCGCGGCGGCCACACCUCGAGCGCCCGCUCGGUGCAGUGGGCCGAGGACGUGGUGGACAACGAAGGGCUCGGGCGGAAGAGCUCCAAAGUGUGCUGCAUAUACCAUAAACCAAAGGCCGUGGGCGAAUCGAGCGACGAGUCCUCAUCGGACGACUCGUCGUCCUCUUCAGACUCCGACUCCGACUCCGGCGCGGAUGGCAAGAAGCGCAGCGGCGACGCCAAGAAGACGCCUGCGUGCGGGCACUCACACAGGCACGGCCGGCACCGGCGGAGGGACCAGGGCGAUAAGCAGAAGCGACCGCCGAGCCCGAACGCCUACGAAAAGGUGCCCAAGUAUAAGCCGAAGGAGGACCAGGCUCCGGCCUCGAAGGCCUAGUGUCGGAUGUGCGGGAGUGGUCUGAGAGACGAUAAGAGACUUGAAGACCGAGAGGUCGUGAUAUCCAGAACAGGGGCGUAACGGAUACUACAAAGGAAGAAGCGCAUACGUUGUCGUCACUAGCAUUUCAGGCGUUCGUUGCAUGGAGUAUUCAGCGCGAAAUAUAUUGCUUAUGGGCCAUGCAUGCAGGAAAAGAAUCCUAUGC
Purpureocillium takamizusanense is the source of this 990-nucleotide messenger RNA. RefSeq names its product Type 1 phosphatases regulator ypi1 (gene YPI1). The record is from RefSeq and is a predicted model, not a curated record. The coding region runs from base 291 to 785 and encodes 164 amino acids. NCBI's taxonomy places the organism in Eukaryota, Fungi, Ascomycota, Sordariomycetes, Hypocreales, Ophiocordycipitaceae. Gene Ontology annotation, molecular function: protein phosphatase 1 binding; protein serine/threonine phosphatase inhibitor activity. Gene Ontology annotation, cellular component: nucleus. The transcript has 2 exons.